Molecule: messenger RNA, 492 nt
Organism: Eruca vesicaria subsp. sativa (arugula)
Lineage: Eukaryota; Viridiplantae; Streptophyta; Magnoliopsida; Brassicales; Brassicaceae
Source: the annotation of a GenBank genome assembly
AUGUCUAAUAAUCUGUGUGAAGAAGCAAACAUUGGUGUUGAUCCAUGGUGUGUCUCGGUAGACACAGCUAACAACAGGUGGCGAAAGGCCUUUACUAAGAAGAGUCAAAACAUUAUUCCGACAACAACUGAUCUUGUGGAUGAAGUCUGGAAGAGCCGUCCACCUUCUGAGAUGAAUCCAGUUCUUGUUCAUCCGUUGGAGUUUGAUGGCCGCUCUGUCUCCAAGAAGUUAACAAAUUUGAGAGCAAAGCUUAAGCAAGAGAGUGUGCGAGUUACAGCCGACUCUGCGUUCCUCUAUGUGGACAAGAAGAAAGUAUCCAGUGAGACGAGUGAGUAUUUCAAAGGGCUUGGUGUAGAGGUCAAGGAGUACACAGAUGUGAUCUCAGAUGUGGCAUUGCUUGCUUCGGAACAACUCUUUUCAUCAUUCUCAUCUAAAAGUGAGGCUACUAAGGACAUGGAGAUUGAUUCUGACCAGACUGAUCGGUUGUGUUAG